Molecule: messenger RNA, 1872 nt
Organism: Coccidioides immitis RS
Lineage: Eukaryota; Fungi; Ascomycota; Eurotiomycetes; Onygenales; Onygenaceae
Product: subtilisin-like protease
Exons: 6
Coding region: 487-1689 (400 amino acids)
Biological process (GO): proteolysis
Molecular function (GO): serine-type endopeptidase activity
Source: RefSeq, a predicted model, not a curated record
GUUGAUGAUUUGAUAAUCUACUUCCCACACGUGUCUUACGCUCCUUUAGACCCUGUCCUCCCCAUGUCUCGCAGUUCCUUCUGUUUGAUGGAUAUCUUUAAUCUGGAUUCUGUGCAACAGGCUUUUCAAUAUGAUGAGAAUACGUUUGUGGACGGCCAGCUCUGUGGUCUUUUGUCGAGUAGCUAUUCCAAUAGGGAGAUCCUGUUGGACUUGAUAAGCUCCCACACUGUGGCUUGAUACAAUGUGUCACCCAUAGAUCUUGAUGGAGCCAGGCGCAUCCUGGCUUUUUCUCAGAAGCUCUGUGCCUUUCCUGCCUUAUUCCUCCUUGGAUAUCCAUGUGAAAAUAGGACGCGCCAUGUUUCUGGUGGAAAUUACCUUGGUGGUGCAGGCUGACGAUAUACCAUUCCCCAUGGCUUCAUUCCGGAGUGAGGCCAUGGGAAGAUAUGUUCCGUGCAAUGGGUAUAUAUAGGAGUCUUUCGUCCUCUUAUGGCCUUUGUCAAAAUCCUUUCCGUUUCUCUUGCGGCUACAGCUGUGGCCAAUGCUGCAACUAUUUUGUCACCUAGAUACCCCAAUGAUGUAAUUCCAAAUGAAUACAUUGUUGUUAUGAAGGAUGGAGUUUCCAGCGCAUCAUUUGCCUCUCAUAGCGCCUGGGUGGCCGAUAUGCACUAUUACAACCACACCAAACGAGCACUCCCCGGUCAUGGCAUUCAGGAGGUAUAUGACAUUUACGAGAUGAAAGCUUAUUCUGGCAAAUUUGACGAAGAUACCAUUCAGAGAAUUGCGAAAGAACCUGAUGUUGCGUUCGUUGAGCCCAAUCAAAUUGUGACGAUUUCCGAGAUUUCUGUGCAGAAAGCAGCUCCAUCCUGGGGUCUCUCACGUAUUUCAGUUAAGGAGAACCACGUGUCUUCUAACACUGAUUACUUUUAUGAUAGCAGCGGGGCUGCGGGUAUCUGGGUCUAUGUUGUUGAUACUGGAGUUGAUAUUAAACACCCCGACUUUGAAGGCCGUGCUGUCUGGGGCACCAGCACAGUUGACAGAUCUAAGACUGAUCGCCUUGGCCAUGGCACCCAUGUUGCUGGAACAAUUGCAAGCAAGACCUAUGGUGUUGCUAAAGCGGUUAAGAUCAUUGCUGUGAAGGUGUUUAAGGAGAGAACCACCAGCUAUAAGGACAUAAUUGGUGGCAUCGACUGGGCGGUUAAGCAUGCCAAGAAAAAUAACAUGCUUUCCAAAUCUGUUGUUAACAUGAGCCUUGGUGGCGGUCGAAGUUCGGCUAUGAACAUGGCUGCUGCCAAUGCUCAUAAGGCCGGCAUGUUUGUUGCUGUUUCUGCCGGCAAUACUCCGAUAGAUGCUGUGAAUUUUUCCCCUGCCUCCGAACCUCUCGCUUGCACAGUUGCAGCAUCCGAUAAAGACGAUAUGCAAGCACGGUUUUCCGCCUUUGGGCCCUCUGUUGAUAUCUUUGCUCCUGGAACGGAUAUUGUUUCGCUCGUCCCACGUAAAAAAUUCGGAACUAAAUCGGGUACUUCUAUGGCCGCAGCUCACGUUUCUGGGGCAGGUGCCUAUAUUAUGGCAAUUGAGAAGAUUCCCGGAAACGAAGUCUGUAACCGUCUCAAAGAGCUCGCCCAAAGCUCCAUUGUCCGUGCAAGCGAUAAAACCACCACGAAGCUUCUUUACAACAAUAGCGGGAAGUAAAACAGCCUUUUCAAAUCGACGAACUUGGCAGGAAUUGUGGUACUUGAACAUCAUUAAACCCAAGUUUGAUCUUGGUGGUUCAGAAGGGCUGCAUUGAAAGCCCGGGAAGUGCAUUUGCUGUCUAUAUGCUGUGAAUUAGAUACUGUGUCAUAGAUUCAAAUGCUACGGAGUUGAUAAAUAUGC